GAAACAUCGCCCGGAGGUCAUCGGCGUCAAAACAGCGGAGAACGACCCAAUGCGAUGAUGCACGACAGCACAGCUGCUCAGAGGGUGAAACGCAACAGAUGAGCAGAUGAUAGACACAGCUGCUGCUCUACUGACUUACAAACGCUGCUCUGGAUAACCGAAAAGAAUGAACACAAACGACGCGAAGGAUUACCUCUCCAAACGACAGAUCCCACACCUUUUUGAGAGCAUGUUAACAGGGCUGAUGUACCACAGGCCCGAGGACCCUUUGACAUUCUUGGAGAGUUGCCUGCAGAAAACACGAGACCUCGGGGGUCCUGAAUGUGUGGCCUGGGACACUUUUAUUACACCUGAUCGAAAACCUCUACCACCAAUCACCCCGGCACAGGGAAAGAAAGCCCCCUGCAAACUCGACAGUGGUCCUGGUCCAGGCCCCGGACCUUACCGUCGAUAUGACAGGUUGCCACCAAUCCAGGCCCAGUUCUCUAUAGAAAGUGACUCAGACAUGACGGAGUCCUCGGGGCUCAUACAGGAAUAUGAUGUCUUUGACCCAUCAAAACCACGACCACACAUCAUAUUCAUUAUAGGUGGACCGGGCAGUGGGAAGGGCACUCAGACAGCUAAACUUGCACAUCACUAUGAUUACGAACAUGUGUCUGUGGGGGAAAUUUUGAGGAACCAGUUGCUGCAUCAUGCCCCCAGUGACAGGAAAUGGGAGCUGAUUGCUCAGAUCAUUGCCAAUGGAGAACUGGCACCUCAGAUGUGGUGUAUUUAA
Messenger RNA from Sinocyclocheilus grahami, 775 nucleotides. Its product is annotated as adenylate kinase isoenzyme 5-like. The transcript has 5 exons. The record is from RefSeq and is a predicted model, not a curated record. Gene Ontology annotation, biological process: nucleobase-containing compound metabolic process. Gene Ontology annotation, molecular function: nucleobase-containing compound kinase activity; ATP binding. Bases 167 to 775 code for a protein of 202 amino acids. Lineage: Eukaryota; Metazoa; Chordata; Actinopteri; Cypriniformes; Cyprinidae.